AUGAGACCACCUCCUCUUCACCCUCCCCACAGUUAUUUUUCGACGUCCAGUCCCUCCCUUCAUACCAAACCCCACCCCAGUCUCCCUCCUGCCCUGAUCCAGGGCCCCCAUGUGGCCUCGGGGCUGCAGAGUCCCAACCCUGGGGUCCAGUCCCCCCGAAUCCUGCAGGGACCACCCACCAUCGUCCAGGUAACCCCGCCUGAGGGUGCACCGGGCCGAGCACUGCUGCUUGCACUGCUGCACCGACGCCCUUGGCCUGCCCUUGAGCAGCCCUGUCCUCUGCUUGCUAAGGGCCAGGAGAUGCCCGCACCCGGCCUUCUGGGAGGCUGGGCUGGGCUCACCAGCCUGGACAUUCCCCCACCCCCCAGCCCCAGCCCCCGUGCUGCCAGGUUGUGGCUACACAAUAAAUAA
Molecule: messenger RNA, 411 nt
Organism: Rangifer tarandus platyrhynchus (Svalbard reindeer)
Lineage: Eukaryota; Metazoa; Chordata; Mammalia; Artiodactyla; Cervidae
Source: the annotation of a GenBank genome assembly